Macrobrachium nipponense is the source of this 4776-nucleotide messenger RNA. Its product is annotated as integrator complex subunit 3-like. The record is from RefSeq and is a predicted model, not a curated record. NCBI's taxonomy places the organism in Eukaryota, Metazoa, Arthropoda, Malacostraca, Decapoda, Palaemonidae. Gene Ontology annotation, cellular component: cytoplasm.
AAAUACGACAAAGCGUACAAUAAUGUUAUCAACUUGACUCGUGGAUUAUCAGAGGAAGAGAGUCACCAUGAGUUGAACAAAGCCCUUGAUGAUCGGAAGGCCCAUGAUGAACUGUGUCUUGGUCUCUUAGUUAGCAUUCUAGCAGAUCCUUCAGCUGCAUCUAGGCAUUACCAUGACCUCACACUCGUUUCGAGAGACUCAUUGAAAAUAGUAACCGAGACCCUAAUACAUCAAAUAAUUGGUGAGCGUUUCUCAAGGUUAUCAGACAAUACUAGGAGACAGCUCUUGUGGUUGGUGAGGGAACUUGUCAAGACUGGCAUUAAUAAUGUUGAAGGAGUUGUUUGGUGCCUUUUACGACAAAUUGCAGGUGGAGAUGUGUCUCAGAGAAAUGUUUGGUUAGCAGAGAGCCUUGUUGACAUUCUUAGAGAAAACAGGCCAUGGCUGGACAAAUUUCCAAUUAUUGUUGCUUCAGUAGCUUAUACAUAUCUCCGCAUCCUGGAGGACCACCAUGGCCCACAAUUUGCAAGCCUAAGACAAAAGGAGGUUCUAUUUGUUGUUGGCCUCUUGAGGGAGCGGUUUCAGGAUUGCCUGAUGAUUGGGAGAGACUUGGUUCGCCUCUUACAAAAUGUAGCGAAGAUUCCUGAAAUUGAGGCAUUGUGGCGGGACAACGAUCAGAACCCGACACAAACAUUCUACUGAUGUCUUGCUUUAUUUGCAGGUGUUCUUCAACUUCUGCAAAUGCGGACGUCUCGUCGAUUUUUCGUGGUGAGGUUGACACCAGAAAUGGAGAAGAAAAUGGUCUUUUUAUGUACAGAUGUAAAGUUUGGAAUGCAGAAAAGAUAUCAAGAAUGGUUCCAGAAACAGUACCUGAACACCCCUGAAAGUCAGACGUUGCGGUGUGAUCUCAUCCGAUUCAUCAUUGGUUGUAUCCACCCAACCAAUGAAGUAUUGUGCUCAGAUAUUAUUCCACGCUGGGCUGUGAUAGGCUGGCUACUCUCCUCGUGUACAUCUCCAGUUGCCACUGCCAAUUGUAAAUUGGCUCUGUUUUAUGACUGGCUUGUGUACAACACUGAAACUGACAACAUCAUGAAUAUUGAACCGGGCAUUUUAGUUAUGUACCAUUCCAUGCGGCCUCAUCCUGUUCUUACUACCUCUCUUCUCGACUUCAUUUGCAGGAUAAUUCCACAUUUUCAUCCACCUCUUGCUGACAAAAUACGUGCUGGUGUACAUAAUUCUCUUCGCAAAUCUUGAAAACGGGUUUUUAUUCAGGCAUUAGAACCCCUCUUUGAUAACCCUCGCAUGGAUGUGGAGUUAAGAAAACUAAUAAGAGAAACAUUCCCAGAAUUCUGCUCGUCAUCGACUGUCACAGACAUUAAACCCGAGGAUUGUUUCGUCGGUGCCACUACUUCAGUUACUAGGAUGGACUUGAUGCUUGAAACUGGGUUAGAUUUCACCACACCAUCGGUCACUGAGAGUGUUGUAAAUAGUAAUAAUCAUAGUGAAGAUGAUGGGGAUGCCAUGUUUAGUGACGAAGAGGAGGAAGUCCCAGCUCCAAAGGUUUCGGUUCCUGUGCCUACUAAAGUAGAAGAGACAUCAUUGACUAGCACAUUACCGGUGGGGGAUGUGAAAAAAGUGUUAACCAGUGUAGGGCAAGAGGAAAAAGUGGACUUGAGUAAACACUUGGAGUUUCUUGAAACAGACAUGAGAAAUAUUAUAAUAGAUUUGCAAAAUGAAACGGACACACAGCAAAGAUGUUAUCUUCUGCAAAAGGUGUGUGAUUUGAUAUUGAGUGAAGACCUUGAUCAAGAUGAGGCUUUAAAUCUAGCCUCUUGCCUUUGUCAUCUUUUAGCUAGUGAUUUGAGUCCAGGUACCUCACUGCUUCCCCAGGACAUCACAUCUGAGAGUAUACAAGAGAGUUUAGGAAGACCUUUGUAUGUUCUUUUCGACAACUUGAUCACCCUUCCUGAAGAUGACCAUCGAAGACAGCCAUUGUUGCAACUAUUGGUGGAGAUGCACAAAAUAAAUAAUCACGUUGGGUAUAUUUUUCUUUACUUUUUAAAAGCCUCAACAGUCAAGGCAGAUAAAGAAGAUGAAAAGGAUGACAAAACGUUUUUAACCUAUCGUGAUCUCUGUAAAGCUUCUGGAUUGAAAGACUUUGCUGGCUUUAUAAUAAGAGAUUUAACGUGUUGUAGUGAAAAUGACAGUCGUGUUUUAAGUUGGAUAAUUCCAGACAUAUAUAAUAGCUUUCCUAAACAGACAAGAGGAAACACUGAAAUCUUGCAAAUUGUGAUUGAAAGACUAGAUUCCACUCAGUUGCAUGACCUUGUGUGUAUGGUCUUACAAGGAUCCCUUCAGAUGUUCGAUAACAGUGCAUUUGCAAAUAUUUUAGAAAAGAGCUUGCAGUGGGAGACAGUGGAACAACUUUUUCUAUGGCAACUGGCAAAAGCCCAUGAAAUACCUGUUGAUUGUUGCCUUUCUGUGAUGCCAAAGCUCAAAUUUACCUCUCAUUCAGCUACAGUCAAUAAUACACAUGGAGAAGCACUUUCUAAUAUUCUCAUGAUGCUGCGUCGUGAAUCCCCUUCGGAGAUUCUCUUAAGAACACUGUUAUUGAGAGAAUUUAGAGUGGAAGACCCUACAGUGGCAACUAUUCUACAGUAUUGGGUGCAGCGUUAUGAAGAUAAAAUGGCUAAGUUAAUCAAUGACGUUGUCAAUAACAAACCCCAGCCUUCUCCGAACAAAAGAAAACGUAAUCAGAUUGGUAAAUCUUGUAGUGUUCCGUUAGACCAAGUGCUCUCACAUUUAAACCACCUAAGAACAGCCUGUGGUCAGACAACAUUUUUUGCCUUACAAACAAUGCAAGAUGCUUUACAAACUGCUCAGAAUCAGUGCAGUGAAAUACAAAAAAAGAAAUAUAGUGAUCUGUUUGCGUUGAUAGAAGAAGAGGAAGAAGAAGAGCCAGCGCCAGAACCGCCAAGAAAACCCAAGUCGAAUAGAGGCAGAAAACCCAAGAGCCGCAAAAAACUGGAGUCGGAAAGUGAAGAAGAAAGUAGUGAGGGAGAAGAUGUCAAAAAGCCAGCAAGAAAACGAAAGAAAAAUAAUCAAGUUGGCUCUGACAGCGACUAACGAAAGUUGUGGGAGUUAUAGCCUCCGGGAACAAAACCCAGCACUCUUCAUCUGUGAUGUUAUACAGUGUACUGUAUAGAAGUAGCCUUAAUUUUUCUCCUUAUUUUUGUGUGAGCGCGUGUGUGUGUGCGUGCAGUGAGAGUAUCAUUAAAUAUCUCUCUAGGAGACUUGGCUUUUUGAACAUUAAAGCCCAUGUACCAAUCUGUGGACACUAUAACUUUCUCAGGCAAAGUGAGCAGUUUUUAACACAAAUUUUGUUAAUGACUGUAUGUGCUGCAGCAUCGGUGCGCAAGUGAACGAAGUGAUUAUUGGUUUUGAGAGCUAAUCAAGAAAAGAAUCAUUGUCAAAGGGGGAGGGGAAGAAUUGUGAGCACAUGGAACUUGCAUAUCAAAAGGUGAUAAAAGGAAGAAAUAGUUGUUAUGCAGUCAUGGAUCAGUUUUGUUGUUAUUUGAACUUUCCGGCCAAAGAAUCUUCCUCUGUCAGAUGUGUUUUAAUGAAUUUGUUAUGUUUUUGAAAAUGAUUAUCAUUAUUGGUUUCAGUUACAUUCACUUUUUAUUGUAUUUGUGGCAUGUUCAGUAUCCAGUUGCUACAUAUGCAGGAAAUGAUAAUGUGUAAGUAUCUCCAGGAACCCGGACUUGGUUGAAACACAAAUUAUUUUUGAAAUGAAACACUUAAGAAUCUGGAUAGGUUACCCGUUUCCAAAUUUAUUUUAAUACUAGAGGGAUAACCCUUCUAAAGUUAAUUUUUUGUUUUGACGGCAUGAGCCUUGUAAAUUAUUUUUCCAGGUAAACAAGGACUACUGUAAUAUUGACCUAACUAGUAAUAUGCGUGUGUUUUUCCUCCCAUAUUACUGUCUGUGGUGUACAGAAAGUAAAUUAUGAAAUGAGCAUUGAAAUUCUUUUCAAGUUGAUUGUUCAACUGAUACAAAUUUGCUCAAAAUAUCAGGUAAUCACAGUGAUCAUAUUGAUUCACUGUAUUACAUUACAUAGUAGCUAUGUUAUUAAGAGCUAUAUUUUAAAUCUGGACCUUGCAUAUUUAUGGUAUAAUUCUUUUUCACAAAAUAAGUUUUAUUAUGACAUGAUAGAUUGGUACUGACUUUUAAAGGAUGCAUUCAGUUAAAGUAUGUAUUUUUUAUGAAUUUAUUUUUUUGUAUAGUUUCUCCUGUUGCUCAUCAAUGCCAUUAUUGUGGCAUUUCAUUCCACUCAGAAACAUGAAGCAAAAGUGCCAUUGCAUCAUUUCAUCAACAGAUAUUUGCAAAACCAUGAGCCUCAAAAAUUGGCAGUUCACAUUUAUAUUCAUUACGUAUUUGAGCUUUGGUUCAAAACCCAAACCCUCACUCUUAUUAUUAAAAGGAUCUAUUCCUUUGUUUUAAUAGAAGUUUUAUUAUAAUUGAACAUUUGCAGCACAAAUGUUUAAUAAGAAAGUGUUAGACUUCCUGUUUACACCACCGAUACAGUAGCUGAACACAAGUGGUUUUUUGAUGAGGAGUGUCAGAACGUAGACUGAAAUAUUGAAGACGUGUAGACAUUGCCUUACUGCUGUCUGUUUAUACAACAAACACUCUAUUCUUUGUUAAGAUAGCCAAACCCAAAACCAGUUUUAGAUGUGCUAAAAAGAAAUUUAUAUAAGAUUAUUAAUAAAAUAUGAAGUUAA